Messenger RNA from Dermacentor silvarum, 4236 nucleotides. RefSeq lists its product as uncharacterized. The transcript has 15 exons. Gene Ontology annotation, molecular function: peptidase inhibitor activity; protein binding. The coding region runs from base 883 to 4236 and encodes 1117 amino acids. The record is from RefSeq and is a predicted model, not a curated record. Gene Ontology annotation, cellular component: extracellular region. NCBI's taxonomy places the organism in Eukaryota, Metazoa, Arthropoda, Arachnida, Ixodida, Ixodidae.
GGCUAGCGGGUGAGACGCCCGGAGAGAGAGGCCGCAGCGGCGAGCGGCAGCAGCAACCGAAGACCGGCCCCUGUCUGUGUUGCGACCGACGAGCGGUUCUGGAAGCCGCGGCGGCGCUGGAGGCUGUUCUUCUUCAGCAACCCGACGAAGCCCCGUACAGCUGCAACCGCCAGCGACGACCGUCGGCUUUGUGUGACGCUUGCACCCCCCGACUGCCAAAACUGCAUGCACCUCGGAGCGACGAGGUGGUGUCAGGCGGCCGACCGCGCGACUGGUCACUGACCAGUUGUAGAGAGCUUCGCGAAAGGUCCUGGAGUUGUGUGCCCGUCCUUCCGGACGGUCGUCACAGUUUUGAAGAGACGCACAGACUUCGUGAAGCGCUGUGGUUCACUUCUGUCACCCGUACCCCCCAAACGUCGUGUGAACCGAACGGCGCUUUCUUUUUAUCGAUGACCGUUUGUUGGCCGCUUCCGAGUGUGAAACGAGUCUUCUAUAAGCGGCAGUGUGUGAACAAGGUUUGAGACACGGUGCGCGCACGCACGUGAUCUGUUUUUCUUUUUUUCUUGUUGCCUUCGAGGUUAGAGGUGGGUGUGUGUUCGGGCGCGCGCGUGUGUGUGUCUCGGUGUGACGUGUGACUUCGAUCUCUCCAGCCUACAGUUCGCGACACCAUCGUCGUAUGUUUGCAUCGGGCAGUGGAACCGUAGGAUUUUUCGGAACUCGCGUUGCCCCGUGAUUACGUCCCAGUAAUUGUUGCGUGGUGGUCGCGGAAAAAAACUCGUUCUACUCUUUAUUUAUUUCGUUCGAUAUAUCGAUUGUGUGAUAGCGACGUGAACCCUGCUUGCACGCCCCUACGUCAACCACCCCCCUUAGGCCUCAUCGGUCAUGGGGUCCACAGCGGGAUUCAAGCUCGCGGCGACCUCGGGACAACCGCGGUCACCCUGGUUCACGAUAGCUUCGACGCUGGUGGUGGUGUUGUCCCUCGCGUCGACGGACGCCUGGCCAGCCCUGGAUUCGACCACCCUGGAUUCCAACGGCAGUGACGCCGCCGACGCUGCGGUCGUCCGCGGAGCCACGGGUCUCGCCGUGGUCUGUGCUUGCGGAGCGGACGUGGCCAAGUGUCCGGCCGGGAGGACGGCCAAGACUCCCAGUCGCUGUCCUCCGUGUGGUCUAGUGUGUGCCCGACAGACCGGCGAAGCCUGUUCGGUCGACGAACCGUGCGCCAAGGAUUUCGGCCUGUCCUGCGACCCCGUGUCUUUCACUUGCAAAGGCAAACUGCUCAUCCAGAAGACGGCGGUGACGCACAACUCGGCGUCGCUGCAGUGGAGGAUGCGACAGUACCCGACCCCGUACCCUGGUGUAUUCUACACACCGCGCUACGUCGGGUCUGACACGCGGUGGACGAACGCUGAGCCCAACGACCAUUCGGUGACGCUGAAGAACCUCAGGCCGAACACGGAAUACGUCGUCAGGAUCAUGCAGGACGGAACGCAAGAAAUGAUCGUCGUCCGGACAAAGGACAUGCCGACGCCCGCUGCCGCCAAGGUGCUGGUCACCCAGGUGACGCCCAGCAGCGUGGGACUGGCCUGGGACGACUUCAAGCUGCCCAGCUACGACUCCGGCUACGUGGUCCAGCACAGGCUACUGACUGAGAACCGUGGUGACGCCCCCUGGGAGAGAGAACAGUUUGGCAACAUACCGCUGGCCACCCUGGACAACCUGAAGCCCCAGACUGGCUACCAGGUACAGGUGUCUGUCUGGGACGACAAGGAAGCCGGAAAGCUCGGGGCCGCCUCUGAGGUCCUCACCGUCUUCACAGCAGACGGCUGCGUGCGCUACAACCGCACCUACCGCGUGGGCGACGAGUUCACCGAGGGCUGCGAGCUGCGCUGCGUCUGCCGGGGCAACGACGAAGGCGACUGCAAGGAGCGCUGCCAGGAGCCGUACGUGCGCGCGGGCGCCAUGGCCUCGGACCCGCUGUGCUACGAGAAGGCGCUGCCCGACGACCCCUGCUGCGUCAGCGUCCGGUGCGCGCACAGCAAGAAUCACCAGCACCACGACCCCGCGCUGAGGACUUUCAGCCAGAAGAGCGGCCACUGUCCCGAGAUCGUGGAGGACCAGAGCACGGACCCGGACUCGUGCUCGAACGAGUGCAACAGCGACUUCGAGUGCGCCGGCGUGCUCAAGUGCUGCCCGAGCUCCUGCGGCGGAGCCGUCUGCGUCGAGCCCUUCUCGGGCAAAGACCCGUGCGACAACGUGUUCUGCGGACCCAACGCGCUCUGCAUGCUGGAGAACGCUUCGCCCGUAUGCCGGUGUAGGAGCGGAUACAGCGGCGAUCCUAACAACGCAACCAUGGGAUGCACACAAGGAGGCAACGGGGUAGUCCCCGCCGACACUUCGUCCGAGCCCAGCACCGACGACCAGUCCUCAACGCCGUCGCCUUCGGACACGUGCGUCUACAAGAACCGGACGUACCCCGUGAACGAGUACUUCUACGACGGCUGCGGACUCAAGUGUCACUGCACCGACCAGACCGAAGUGGAGUGCCAGCAGCGGUGCCUGUUCACGCUGGAGGAACCGCCCGCGACCGACCUCGACCCCGGUUGCGAGAUCCUCACGGACCCCAACGACCCGUGCUGCAAGAUCUUGGCCUGCGAAGCGUCGCCCAACGGAACCGUGGCGAUCCAGAACGUCACGGCGCCCGGAAGAAGUUCGGAAGCGGCCGGAAACGAGACCACUUACGUCAAGAACGACGUCGAGGUGACCACUACCGCGCGGCCAUCCGUGGCAACAAACACCACUGUCGCUGGCGCCAACGAUGACCCCACGGCAACCACGAUCAUCUACGAGCAGGAGAUGGUCACGGAGAAGAUGCUCGUCGACACCGGACUCACCACCAUCGUCAACGUGCUCGAGCCCGGAGAUGCCAAUGUCACGGAGAACCCGCUGGGAACGGCGAACGUCACUGCCGCGGGCAACAGCAUCGGAAGCGAUGGGACAUCCAACGCGUCUCGCCAAGGUGGUUACCCCGGCAAGCUUCAUCGGUUCGACGGGUGCGAGUUCCGUGGCAAGGUGUACCAGGGCGGCGAGACCUUCUUCGACGGCUGCGAAGCCCGGUGCACGUGCAGCGGCAAGGGCCACCUGACCUGCCUCCCUCGUUGCAACGUCAUCAGUGCCAGUGGUGGGGACACUUGCAAGGAGGUCGCCGACCCUAACGACGCCUGCUGUCGCGUGCUGGUGUGCAACCCGCCCGGAGACACCCAGGCACAGUCCAGCGUUGAAGGCCUAAAGUUGCUUAUCGAGAUGGCUGAACCCGAAAAUGCCACCGUCGUGAAGAUCCGCUGGACCAUGCUUCACGACAAUAGAACGAUGCACAUGGCUGGCGACGCUAUGAUUCAGGUUUGGUACGCCGUGGUCACGAAAGACGGCGGCCCCGUCCAGUGGAUGAAGCACAAGUACAAGCUGAGCGACAUGCGACCCGUGCCGACCACCACCUCGUCGUUCGAGAUCCGCCUGGGCGGCCUGCAGCCGGAGACCGAGUACUACCUGCGCCUGGUCAAGCCGCCCGGUGAGGACGGCGACGCCGAGCACGCCGCCACGUCGAGCAACACGGUCAAGGUCAAGACCUUCGCUCCAGCGGUGCGAGCGGCGUUCAACGGCUGCGUUCACCGCAACCGCACGUACGAACCCGGCCUGGUGUUCUACGACGGGUGCGACCACAAGUGCGUGUGUCACGCCGGGGGACUGAUCGAGUGCCAGGACAGGUGCGAGGUGUACGUGGACACCGUGGGAUACGAGGACUGCCAGUGGGCGCCGGCACCCGACGAUGCCUGCUGCAUGAUCCCUUACUGCGACGGAAAGCCGCCCGUGCCGAGAAAGCCCAACGACCCGCAGCAGGACGUGUGCCUGGACGAGUCCGGCAAGCCGCACCGCUUGGGAGACGAGUGGGAGACCGGUCAGGGCUGCCUGCGUCGCGCGUGCACGUGCGUGCUUCUGGCCAACGGCUCGGCGCUUGCGGAGUGUGUCGGAGGCUGUCCACCGCUGUCCGUUACCGUCCAGUCCGCCGACAAGGACUGCCCGCAACCCGUGGUCGUGACUCCGGACGACCCGUGCCUCUGCCCUUACGUCAUGUGCAACGGUCCGCGAGGCGGUAAGGGUACGCUCCCGCUAGACUCUAGUGUCGCGGGGUCGAGACACAUGUCGUGGCACAUGAAACGCGAUUACACCGACGGCAAUUAG